GGGAUAAAGCGGAUCGAAUGAUGCGUUGAGAAAUUUCCAGGUUUCAAAGGCUAGAGAAGAAGGCAGACGGUUGUUUGUCGGUGGGUUGCCGAGAAUGCUGGAUCAGACGGAGAAUGAAUUGGAGAUUCGUUCUAUUUUCGAGAGGUUCAAGAUCGAUGGAGUGAGUAAGAGGGUGUGCCCUCGGGACAAUAAUCUGGAUAAUAGACGAAACUUUUGCUUCGUUGAUUUUGUCAGUCGUGAGGAGGCUGGAGAGGCUGUGCGAGCGGUCGAUGGCGUAGAUUACAGAGAUGCUCUGUUGAAAGUCUCGAUGUCAAUUUCGAAAUCUCAAAGAGAUAGAACUAGUGAUAGGGGAAUGGGAAUGGGAAUGGGAAUUGGAAUGGGAUCAGAGAGGAACUCGCGAUGGGGAUAGGAAAUUUGUGAUGAUGGUUAUUUAGAUUUAUAGCUGCUGGUCCCGAGUCAAUCAAUCAUCGGUUUA
Messenger RNA from Botrytis cinerea B05.10, 475 nucleotides. RefSeq lists its product as hypothetical. Gene Ontology annotation, molecular function: RNA binding. The transcript is spliced from 2 exons. Bases 95 to 409 code for a protein of 104 amino acids. Lineage: Eukaryota; Fungi; Ascomycota; Leotiomycetes; Helotiales; Sclerotiniaceae. The record is from RefSeq and is a predicted model, not a curated record.